AUGAACUCACAAGUCUCUAACAUCGUCAUCAUGCUUGUCAUGAUGCAAGCUUCUCGUCGUAUUGACAUGGAAAACGAAACUAACAUCUUCUACAUCAGAGCAGCAUACGGUACUUCUUUCAUCAUUGGGUUCCUAAUCUACCAAUUUGCUAGAAGAAAGAUUAUCAGCAGAAAUGAUAUCACUGAAUUGAAAUACAAACACAAAGAACAAGGUACCAACAAAGAGGUGGAAAUUGUUACCACCGUAAAGGAAUACGAUUUACAAGAAAUUGACGCCGCUAUCAAGUCCACUUUUACUAACUUGGCCAUGAUGGGGUUCAUGCAUUUAUAUAUGAAAUAUACUAACCCAUUAUUCAUGCAAUCCAUCUCUCCAAUCAAAUCCGCAUUGGAACAUAAUGAAGUUCAAAUUCAUUUGUUUAGUAAAGCCGCUACUGGUGACUUGAAGAGACCUUUCAAGACUCCUUCAUUGAUGGACAGCUUCAUGAACGCAGGUGCAGGUGCUACCGCUCAAUCUGCAGAUGUCGAUGAAGAAUUACCAAAGAUUGAAGAAAUUGUUGAAGAUAAAGCCGCUGAAGGUAUCAAGACCGAAUAA
Messenger RNA from Naumovozyma dairenensis CBS 421, 591 nucleotides. RefSeq names its product Snd3p (gene SND3). Gene Ontology annotation, biological process: protein targeting to ER. The record is from RefSeq and is a predicted model, not a curated record. Bases 1 to 591 code for a protein of 196 amino acids. Gene Ontology annotation, cellular component: endoplasmic reticulum; mitochondrion. The transcript has a single exon. NCBI's taxonomy places the organism in Eukaryota, Fungi, Ascomycota, Saccharomycetes, Saccharomycetales, Saccharomycetaceae.